Messenger RNA from Durio zibethinus, 2376 nucleotides. RefSeq lists its product as uncharacterized. Lineage: Eukaryota; Viridiplantae; Streptophyta; Magnoliopsida; Malvales; Malvaceae. The record is from RefSeq and is a predicted model, not a curated record.
UAUCUUUUAUCGUCGAAAUUUAAGAAAAAUAAAUAAAGGAAAAAAAAAAAGAAGAAAAGUAAGACGAAAAGAAGGGGACGGAGCAGAAAAAGAAGCCUGUGGCACAAUUCCCCAUACGUGCCCUUGACUCUCUUUCUCUUCUUUGUUUCCGUCGUCACCGUCGCCUUCCUCUCUAACCACCGUCGAAGCUUUCGUCACCGUUCAAAUCUCUCUUCUCUUUCCUUCAGCUCCAUCACUCCUUGAAAUCUGAAAUACUUGCUGUUUAUCCUCUAUGAGGUACUUGGCCUUGAGUUUUGCAUAGCUUGAAUAAGUUGUGUGAAUCAUGGGGUCAGCUUGUUGUGUUGCAGCAAGAGAUGGAACCCUUCCAAACAGAACUGGAGGUGAAACUUUGCAUAGAAAUGUAACGUGCUCGCCGUCAUGGAGCUUCCGUUGGGAUAAUCGAAGGCGUGUGGCUGGUGAAAUUGAAGAGACACCUUAUCAGGUGUCUAAUGGAGCUAGCAGAAAUGUUAGCAUGGAGAUAAAAGGGACAUUAGGCUCUGAUAGAGGUAAUCUUUCUGAUCAAGGAAGUCCGCUUGAGAUUGAGAACCAUGGAACACCCACUUCGCAAAAAUCACCAGUCCAUGAAGAAAUGGGUGGGACUAUGAUGACCCGCCCUUCAGAUAUAUCAAGGGCAAGCAAUUAUUCCAUUGAGGUGAAGAAUUUGGCAGAAUCGCCAGAUAUUGUGGAUUCAUCUGCACCUAAGCUUUCAUUUUGUAUACCUUCAUCUUUAUCACCACCAAUUAUAGAUACUUUGUCUAGCCAUGCUCAUUCACUUCCUCCCAACUCAACCCCAUCCAGACGGACUCGGCAUUCCCCUGGGCACCGGCUAUUGAGGCAGGUGUCUGAUAGUCGAAUCCUGGGAAUGAAAUCACCAAAUAAUUAUUCAAUGUCUGAAGGAAGGUCAUCUUUUGUGCUUUCCACGUGUAGCAAUGACUUAACAGCUGGAUCUCAUGGAGGCUCUUCUGAUGGUUGGUCCAUGCGCACUUUUUCUGAGCUUGUGGCCUCUUCUCAAAGAGAAAGGUGGUCUUUUGACACUGAACACGUAGGUUCUGGUUAUGGCAAUAUAAGUGGCUCUAGCAGCAGGUUCUCAUAUUCUCCAUCCAUAGAUAUGCGAACUUGUGGGGCUUGCUCAAAGCUUUUGGCUGAGAGAUCUUCAUGGAGCAGCAAUGAAAUUUCAGUUGUUGCCGUACUUGUCUGUGGACAUGUUUAUCAUGCUGAAUGCUUGGAGACCAUGACGCCAGAAGCUGACAAAUAUGACCCAGCCUGCCCAUUAUGCAUGGUUGGAGAAAAGCAGGUCUCAAAGAUGUCCAGAAAAGCUUUGAAAGCUGAGGCAGAGUUGAAGGCAAAAUAUCUUAAGUUGUUAAAGAAUAGAAUUAUAGAUGGUUUCGUAGAUGGUGGUUGUGAUGAUUUUGACCACCAACAAAAUGCCAAACGAGAAGGUAAAGCUCCAAAAUUGGAACCCAGUUCAAGCUGGAGAAGCUCCAUGGCAAAGCCUUUCUUGAAACGCCACUUCUCUAUUGGGUCUAAGUGGGGCAGAUCACUAUCGGAGAAUGAUUCUGCCAGGAAGAAGGGGUUUUGGGUAAGAUAUCGAAAAGAUUGAGUUCCUUCCUGUGCUGGCAUGAGGUAAGGAGCCUGUUCAUUUCAUCAUAAAAGUUUAUCAGUCAGUAAAUAUGCUUUUGUUUCCCUUACUUAAAAGGGUUUAAGUAGAGAAACUCACUGCUUACAGUAUGCUCUGUGAGUCAUUCUUCCAAGUUCCAAUGCAAUCAAAUCUCAGCUUCUCAAGUUAGAGAUUCUCCCCCCUUUUCUUGAAGUAAUAGUAUCUACAGGAUAGCCAUGGAAAAUUUCCUAUAUUGACCCACCUUAUAACUCGACUCCAUUGGUGUUUUGCCGGGUAGGGCAUGAGUGUGACAAACUUUGAAUUGGAUCAGAAUUUAAAUGGUGGGAUUUUGAGAGUUCAAAGUCCUAAGGAAUGCAGUUAUUUGCUUGAUUCUAGAUAGUAAGUAAGCUUGUUCUUUGUAGGUUUCAUGCUAAGAUGUAACUGAAUGUUGCUGCUUUCAACAUCUACAUGCCAUUCUGGAUGACACUGAUCUGAAAAAAACUUACGCCUUCAGCCAUUGACAAGAUCAACUCAAUGAAGCAUUGAAUUGAUUGGGAAAAUGACAACUCAAAAUUUCACUGUGCUUUGCCUUUUCAAUUCUUCUUCGCUGUAUUCACAUAAUUUUUAUUGUUAACACAAUAGCUCUGUGCUCUUGUAGUGCUUGGGCUGGAGUUUAUGGAGAAUGGAUGACUCAUUACGUGUUAAAGCUCAAUUUCACAUUCGCAUAGUUAGUAUAGUCA